Messenger RNA from Trichogramma pretiosum, 3046 nucleotides. It is a transcript of the gene Hsl, whose product is annotated as hormone-sensitive lipase. The transcript is spliced from 9 exons. Gene Ontology annotation, cellular component: cytosol. Gene Ontology annotation, molecular function: sterol ester esterase activity; triacylglycerol lipase activity. Lineage: Eukaryota; Metazoa; Arthropoda; Insecta; Hymenoptera; Trichogrammatidae. The record is from RefSeq and is a predicted model, not a curated record. Gene Ontology annotation, biological process: cholesterol metabolic process; triglyceride catabolic process. The coding region runs from base 451 to 2670 and encodes 739 amino acids.
CAGGCACUAUUUUAUUUGGGCGCUUGCGCUGCCCGUUUGACAUUUAUAUUUUUGUAGUCUGCUAUCGUUGGAUGCAACUUGCGCUUUGCACUGCAGUCCACAGAUCAUACAGUACACGCCAAUUGCCAAAUCCUAGCAGAUGGAACAGGUUACAGUGCGCUGCGAUGUAUCUGGCACCAGCUGUUAACGUUUCUUAUCGACGCAAUAAAAGCCGCGAUGUAAAUUAAGCUUUACUACAGUUCUGUGCUACUUACAUAUCUAUUUAACAUGUUCAGGCAUUGACAAUUUCAUUAAAUUCUCGCCGAUCUGUAGUCAGACUAUCGAUUAAUAAAUCAUUUGUCCGUAAAGAUAAUAGCGCAGGUAUGAUCUCCAUUUAUCAGUUCAUGGCAAUUUACAAACUAUGAAUUAUGCAAGACACAAUUUGAUUCAAGAGCUACUUUAAAUACCUAAAUGGCAUCCACUAGUAGAGAACCAGAUCAAGAGCCUGAACUAUCAUCAUGGGGUGCCCUUCGAGAAAUUUGCAAUACCUGUUUGGAUUACUUUUUUACUUAUCAAGACGAAAACAGUUUAAGAAUCAAAGGAGCACUCCAAGUUAUAAUUGAUACUCUGAAUGCAAUAAGGCCUUUGUAUAAUGAAAUUACAAGUAUAGCUCCUCGAUUUGAUUAUGAUGAGAAUACACCUGGUAAUGGCUACAGAAGUUUUUUAUUUUUGAUUGACAAGUGUAUAUUUCAUACUACUGCCAUAUGCCAGGAAACUUAUAACCAAAAGGAUUCUAUGCUCUUCAGAAAAAGCAAUUAUAUGAAGGAGAUAGAAGCGUACUCGCAACUUCUAGCUUCGCUUGGUACUUGUUUACAACAUAUGAAAACCUUGUAUUCUUGGAGAGAACAAACAGAAGAUGGAAGUUAUUCUUUAUUUCCUUCAGAUGAGCACAGUCCGCAAGAGCUUCUUAAUCAGGCUGAAAAUAUUAAUCAGUAUUGUUUUUAUGGUAGAUGUAUAGCAUUUCAGUUCUGUGAUAGUUUGAGAACCAUCUUAAAACUUAUCUCAGUAGGCAUGGCAUCAUUCAGUGAACUUUAUUAUGCGAAUGGCACUUUGCUUGGAAGAUGUUCCAAUUCUCUUCAAUAUGUCAUGGAUCCUGAAGCCAGAGCCCGAAGAAUAGUAACGAUAUCGCAACACGCUGAUAUAUCAUUUUGCAAAGCAUUUUGGCACUUGAACGAAAGCGACUUGCUGCUGAGCUUGCCGCAGAUGGUGAUGCCUACUUUGGCUAUAAAUCAAUUGAUAUCCAUACCACCAGAAGAGCUCAAAUGCCCCACACUCAGCGGUAAAAGCGUCCACAUCCCCAUACCAAAUAGUCACAUCGGCAAGAAACCUAUACACGUACGAUUGUUAAGCGCCAAACGUAGAAUAGGCAUGGUGGGUUCGGGCAGUAGCAAGGGUGCACUGGCAGAGGCUUCGGACUGCCUGCUCAUUCAUUGCCACGGCGGUGGCUUCGUGGCGCAGAGUUCGCGAUCGCACGAGGCGUACAUGCGCACCUGGACGGCCGAGCUCGACGUGCCGAUCCUCAGUAUCGAUUAUAGCCUAGCGCCCGAGGCACCCUAUCCUCGUGCCCUCGAGGAAGUCUUGUACGCGUACGUCUGGGCGCUGCAGCAUGCUAGCUCGCUGCUCGGUAGUACUGCCAAAAAAAUCAUCUUUGUCGGUGAUUCGGCGGGAGCGAAUUUGAAUUUGGUCACAACUCUGCGCUGUCUGGAGUUAGAUAUAAGAGCACCCGACGGUAUUUUCAUGGCUUACACUCCAGUACUCGUCGAGUUUGUGCCCUCGCCCGCUCGUUUAUUGUGCCUCAGUGAUCCUAUUUUGCCUUUUGGCUUUAUGAUGCGAUGUUUGAAAGCCUAUGCCGCUACCGAUCCCAGGACAGCGGAAGACAUAGAGAAGGAUAUACCAGACGAGCUGAUUGAGCUGGACCAAUCAGAAGCGGAAUCCUUUGCCGAGGUGAGCGAGAGCGAUCUCAUAGCUCUCGCCUUGAGCCCGAACGACGACGAUAACGACGACGACGACGACAGAAAUGAGCAAAACAAAUUGCCUUCGCUGCCUUCCGACUCAACUCUCAAUUCUAUGAGCUUGACCGAGGCCGAGGAUGGAUUGGAAGCCACUGAGAACUCGAUGGAAGAGACCAAGUCCCAGGAAUACAUAAGAAAGUUUUUGGACAUGUACAAGAAGUCGCGGAUCGGCUCGUCCGUGCAGAUGAUCAACGGAGCCCGAGGAGACGACGAACAGUCGAGCAACGGCACUAGCAGCGCCAAGCCCUGGACACUGUUCCGCUGGCAAAAGAGCAGCAAAGCUCCGACAAGACGCUUAGAGGCAGAGCCAGGAAAGAAGCCUUCCGAGGAAUUUGUUUUCUCCGUACCGAAGGAUCCGCGCUUGAGCCCCUAUCGGGCCUCCGAAGAUCUUCUCAAGAGACUACCACCCAUCAAAAUGCUUAGUUUAUAUCUGGAUCCGUGUCUUGACGACUGCGUGAUGUUCGCAAAGAAACUCAAAAAUUUAGGCAAACCAGUUUCUCUAGAUAUUCUGACUGGCUUACCCCACGGCUUUUUAAAUCUUUCUGUCGUUUCCAAAGAAGCGCACGAGGGCUCGUUAUUGUGCGUUAAAAGAAUAUCUGAACUUAUUAACGAGACGUAAUUACACUUGCUGAAAAAGUUAAGAUUAUGAUAUGCCGCCACGAAAGUAAUGAAAUCCAAUUUUUCCUGAAUAAUUAUCGAAAAUAUUAUAGCUUUUGAGAGAUAUUAUAUUCCAAUGAAUGGCAAUGAGUGACUUCGCAACUAUUACUUACGAUCAGUCGUCCUCCGGGUUUAAGGAGGUUUUUUUGAUGAAGAAUUUACACGUAUCGCUUUCAUGAAGUAUUUUCAGCUUUUAAGCAUUUACACGUACAAAUUUGUAAAUUAUUUUUCUCAUGAGAGCAAGUCGGAAAAGGGAAGUAUAUAUAUAUUGACGGAGGUCUAAAAGAAAUCUCAAUUAUAUUUUUUUACUGCAAUAAAUAGUGAAAGUUCAAGGAUUA